Molecule: messenger RNA, 2722 nt
Organism: Cynoglossus semilaevis (tongue sole)
Lineage: Eukaryota; Metazoa; Chordata; Actinopteri; Pleuronectiformes; Cynoglossidae
Gene: ptger4b
Product: prostaglandin E receptor 4 (subtype EP4) b
Exons: 2
Coding region: 104-1465 (453 amino acids)
Biological process (GO): cellular response to prostaglandin E stimulus; negative regulation of inflammatory response; adenylate cyclase-activating G protein-coupled receptor signaling pathway
Cellular component (GO): plasma membrane
Molecular function (GO): prostaglandin E receptor activity
Source: RefSeq, a predicted model, not a curated record
UGGGAAAACCUGGAGAGAGCGCAUUCAUGGAAAGAGUCAGUGGUUCGGAGGUGAGAGCCGACUCUUUGUUGAGUGUGAGUCAGUGAACGACUUCCUCGCAGGCAUGAACACCACGGUAGAGAUGGGACGAUUCCAGCCGCCCACCAUCCCAGUGAUCAUGUUCAUUUUCGGGGUGGUGGGUAAUGUCAUCGCCAUCGUGGUGCUGCGAAUAUCGCGAAAGGAGCAGAAGGAGACGACUUUCUACACCCUCGUGUGUGGCCUGGCGGUGACCGACCUCCUGGGCACCUUGUUGGCCAGUCCCGUCACCAUCGCCACCUACAUGAAGGGCACCUGGCCCGGGGGCGACCCCCUGUGCCAGUACUCCGGCUUCAUCCUGCUCUUCUUCUUCUUGGUCCAACUCAGCAUUGUGUUUGCCAUGUCGGUGGAGAGAUACCUGGCCAUCAACCACGCGUACUUCUACAACCAGUACGUCAACCAAAAACUCGCGGCGCUGACACUGUUCUCCAUCUACGUCGCCAGUACCGUGUUCUGCGCGCUGCCCAGCCUGGGACUGGGGCAGGUGAAGCUGCAGCGGCCGGGCACCUGGUGCUUCCUGAACUGGCAGAACAACCGCACCACGGUGGCCACUUAUAAUCUGAUGUACGCAGGUGUGAACUCGGUGAUUGUGCUCGCCACGGUUAUAUGCAACGUGAUGGUGUGCGGGGCGCUCAUCCUGAUGCACAAGAGGUUCAUCCGCCGGACCUCACUUGGCACCGACCAGAGGCGGAUCGCUGAGCUGCGGCGCAGACGGAGUUUCGGACGUUUGGCGGGAGCAGAGAUCCAGAUGGUGAUUCUGCUGAUCGCAACCUCCGUCGUGGUCCUCAUCUGCUCGAUACCCCUGGUCCUGAGAAUCUUUGAGAACCAGCUGUACAAAAACCAAAAAGAGGAGCCAUUUGGACUGAAUAAAGACCUGCUGGCCAUCCGCAUGGCCUCCGUCAACCCCAUCUUAGAUCCCUGGAUCUACAUCCUGCUCAGAAAGACCGUGGUGCUCAAGCUGAUGGAGAAAAUAAAAUGUCUGUUCUGCAAAAUGGGCAGACGGGGUCGGAGGGACGGGGAGCAGUUCCACUGUGCCAACGACCACCACUCCUCCUCAAUCAUCUUGAGGGACUCUCCGUCGCUACAGUCGCACGAGGCACGGGAAAUAGCGAGCAGCACCUCACAGACAUUCCUGUACCCAUCGGAGGAAAACAGCGGGAGGUCGGGGUCGUUUCACGAAGGAGCACAGACAGACUCCGGUCCGCCAGUGACACAGACAUUACAGGGCUCCCAGGAGGUGGAGGGGCCACCGCGGGGUCUUUCACAGACUGACUUGGAGGACAGCGCACCAGGCAGGCCGCUGAAAGAGGACCAGGUCUGCCCCAAGGACCAGGCUUUGCAAGUGACCUUCACAGAUGAAACGGCCAACAUACAGGAAAAAUGCAUCUAAUGCUUAGAGUAACAUGAACUCCACCAGUACUCCCACUGUUAAAGAACUGUCUGAGGACAGAUGUGAAGUGGAGACACCACGAUGAAGCCAAAGCUUCUGGAGACUGAAAAAAAAAAAAAAAACCUCCCAUUGUUCUGUAAAUAUCCAGCGGACGCCAACUGAAAUGAUACUGGACAGAUGUACCGAACAAAGCAUUAUCAACGUAUUACUACUCAGUCACAGCUCACCACAAACUCCAUACCACUUAACGCACUCCAUGACACCGCGGUACAGCUAUAACCAAGCAGAUGAUGAAAAGCAUGACAUCAUAGAGGGGUUCUUUUGUUGCACUUUUGGAUUCUAAACCCACCACUAGGCAUCCGGUUAACAUUUGUUUUGUAGCAGUUUGACGACCUGCAUUGCAACUGUAAAGAAUUAAUGCUAAAAUGUGAUGUUUAUUUAUUCUGAGUAUGAAUUGUCUUCUCUGUGAGAAGGUCCAGAUAGUUUGGAGUCACUUUAAAUUGGUACAAGAUGGAUAUGUUCAUGAUCUUUUUUUUUCUUUUAUGUGUAGGAACAUUUGCAAAGAAUUGGGUCAUACUGGUCCACAGAGCAGCUCUGACAUCAAAGCCAGAACGGUACCAGCCCCUAUAUUCCAUAACAAAAGGCAGCUAUACUGUGGAUUACUCACAGCUCCGUUACUGGAGGAUGUAAGGAGCCCUCCAAUCACGUCGUGGGUUAAUACUAAAUAUGUAUUCACUUUAUUCCGACCGUGUACAUUCUUUUACCAAAUCGCUACUAAUCUGAAUCAUCUCCACGGUGAAGUCAACCAGUGGACAAAAACUGAAGACACCGAGCUUCGUGAUGUUCAUGAUGAUUUUUUUUUUGUUAAACUUAAUAUGUAUAAAUGGAUUAACAUCAAACUAACUCUCUGGUUAUUGUUGCCUGAAACAUUCUGACAAAUGAUCUGUUUGUAUUUUGGCCUGAAACUCUUUUUUUUGUUGUUGUUGUUGUUGUUGUUCCAACAGCAUCGCAGUAAAACCUUGACUCCUCUGUGAAUUAAACUCAUAAACAGAAAAUAAAUUUUGAAAAAUACUACAUGAAACUAUGCACUUGUUUUUAUCACCACUAAUAUAGAAGACCUAAUAUUUAACAUUUCGUUGAUUUGUUGAUGUAACGCAGGGGUGCGCACACUGUUUUUGGCCAGUCUAAAAUGAUUUACCAACAAUGAAAUAUACCUCAAAUAUACACUUUCUCAUAUAGACCUGUUUAUAUACAUUA